Messenger RNA from Sodiomyces alkalinus F11, 936 nucleotides. RefSeq lists its product as hypothetical. The transcript has 2 exons. Bases 83 to 838 code for a protein of 251 amino acids. The record is from RefSeq and is a predicted model, not a curated record. Lineage: Eukaryota; Fungi; Ascomycota; Sordariomycetes; Glomerellales; Plectosphaerellaceae.
CCUCGACGGCGUCAAAAUCCACGCGGACAGGAAGAGCCGCAACGUCUGGCGCAAUCGCUAUCUCGCCGGCAUCCGUGAGGGCAUGACAGCCUGUGGUGCCGGGGAGGUGCACUUGCCGCUCGAGUUCAAGUAUAUUAUGCGGGAGGUAGACAGCCUCGACGGCGCGGGCAUGCCUCUCGACCACAAGCUGGGACGCACCGUCCAGUUUUGGGAGGGCUUGAAUGAGAGCACUUCUGUGGACGGAGCGAGUGACCUCGUGCGCCCCGGCGACGCCAUUCGCGACUUGGCGGGGCUGCCGCGCGACUGGCAGGUGCGGGUGGGAUGGAAGAGCGGUGCUGGCCCCAGGAGCAACACGAGCUGCUGGAUCAUCUACUGCGCCCGUAUUGGUGAGCCCGCCGGCAGGGACGCGCUUGGCAGGAGACGAAACAAGGACCACAAGGCGUGGGCUUGGCGCUACAUGGUCGUCGAUGAGAAAGAACACAGCCAUGUCAUGUUCAACGACGUGUGCCAACUCCUCGAGUGGUGCAUGAAAGAUAUCGGCUUGCCCUACCCUGACCUCCCGUCGAUCGGCUCGAUCCCGGCACCCAAACCUCAGGUAGGGACUGGGAGAGAAUCGCGGAAGGCCCCAGUGGCUGUAUGGAUGUCAGGGGCCUGUCUCGGCGAACCGUCGUCAAAACCCGUCCUCCCCAAACUGCAGGCGCAGUGGUCAGGCCCGGAUGAGCUCCAUGGUAAUCAACUUCCAGAGAAAGCCCAAGGAAAGCAAUCCGAACAUGAUCCCCUGACAGACUUAAUGUUAAUGUGUAACGGAGACAUGCCUAUGCCUUCAAAUUCGGAAUGACGGGUGACGGGUUUAGCCGUCUAAGCGGAAUGGUGCAUUGUGCUUUUCAAGCUGCUACAGGAGGGAUGAGUGGCAGUUAGCGACUUAGAUUCAGAACC